UCGACAUCAGACAGCAUAGCUAUGAGUCACGUCAACAUUUUUUUGCUCAUGACACGUUUUUCUCUAAAUGUAUUCAAUGGAACAUAUAUAACUCGGUCAACCAAUGAGAUCUCAGGUAGAUGCAACGAGACAACCGCUAUUGGCCCGUCCUUAGAAUCCCCGCCUCCCCCUACGCCGGCUUAGUUAAUAUUCAUGAGGACUGGGCACGGCCCACCAAUCAGAUCAAGAGGGGGUGGACACUUUUGACCGGGAGGUAAGGUUUGUUCUCAACAUCAAAACCUCUUGACUAUGUAAUUUUCCGAGGAAGUGGGACAACGAAGCGAGAAGUCCAGAACACUCUGUCCGUCGUCGGUACAACUUUAGCGUGGAUUUAGUGGAUUUAAAAACAUUAGAGACAGCUUGUGACGGCGGUUAAACCGGUGGGGUAGCUAGCGCCGUCGAGCAAACAACACAACCGCUGAGCUUGCUUCUUUUGUCAGUUACUACGUGGUCAACGUCAACAACGGGGGGAAAUGUCGGGAGAGCCAAUUCUCAUCACACUGGAAACGGCCACUGGCGCCCCGAGUUCAUUCCCGGUGGUUUUGAAGAAAAUAAUGGAAAUGCCUCCGCCGAAUAUCCUGGACGGGGACGAGGACACUGAAAAGGAAAAGCUUUGUCUGGGAGACAAUGUCGACCUGGGGGGAGGUAGCGAUAUGGGCCCUUCAGCCGCCUUGACUCCUGCAAUCUGGGAGAAGACCAUUCCUUAUGAUGGUGAGAACUUCCACCUGGAAUACAUGGACCUGGAGGAGUUUCUAAUGGAAAACGGCAUCCCCACCUCGCCUGACGAGGACUCCUUAACGAGCAGCCCCGAAGAAGACACCAUUAAGACGGAGAAACUUAAGGCUACUCCCUCUGCACAGAAAAGGGGUACGAAGCCAGCAAUCGUGUCCCAAGUGGCCCUGCUGCCCAUUCAGGAGUUGGACAGGUGUGAGGAGGAAGUUGUGAUCAUCACCAAGGGUGACUCUGAUAUCAUGUGUGAUGUCACAGCAGAGGUGACCACUGAAGAGGGCAGAGCGAGCCCCGAACUCGUCGAUCCUGAUGAUAUUGAGGUCGAUAUCAACUACGAGCCAGAUCCCACAGACCUAGUCCUGUCAAGUGUGCCUGGGGGCGAACUGUUUGACCCACGCAAACACAAGUUCACCGAAGAUGAGCUCAAGCCACAACCUAUGAUCAAAAAGGCCAAGAAGGUGUUUGUGCCUGAAGAACAGAAGGAUGAGAGGUACUGGCAGAGGAGGAAGAAGAACAACUUGGCUGCCAAACGCUCACGUGACGCACGUAGGUUAAAGGAGAACCAGAUCACAGUCCGAGCCGCUUUCCUGGAGCGGGAGAACACAGCGCUGCGGACGGAGGUUGCAGAGUUGCGGAAGGAAUGCGGCCGCUACAAGAACGUUGUGGGUUGCUACGAAGCCAAAUUUGGACCAAUUGCGGUGCCGGAAGACCAAUAGACAACAAUUGAUUUAUUCAUUUAUUUUUCCAAUGAAUCAAUAAAUCAACCAUCUGAGUUGGUACAUGAGAACAGUAAGAACCGAUCAGAUGAAGACAAGGAGAAGAGGAGGAAGAGAGCAUACGUGAGCAUAUGACUGUUGUCAUGGAGACACAAUAGCAUGUUAAGACCUGAUAUCUUUUUUUUUUUUUUUUAUGACUUCUAUUUACCAUCCAUGUGAGUGAGAUGAGUGUGAUUGGAUAUUCAAGUGCUUCUUCAGUACACCUUCUUUAUGAAGUGUACUUUUAUCAUGUUUUGUAUGCCUUUUGCCGAAAGAGAUCAUUUGUGAUGUUUAUUUUGGAGUAACUGUGGGUUCUAUUUUAUUUUUUAAAUAAUAGAGUUGAUACUUAGGUAGCAAUUGCAAUAGUUCAGACUAGAUUCUCAGUCAGUUUUAUGAUAUUGUAGAAAUAAACUGAUUUGCAGGUUGCCUCCGGUUCUUUACACAUUUUAAUGCCUUCUGAAACCUGCUUGUCCAAUUUUAUUUUCAAAUUUAUGCUAGUAUGUGGCAGAUUAUGUGGAGAGCUGGGCUUUCUUUGCCCACAAAAACUUUUGUCUUUUCCAGUUCCUUAAGCUUCUUCAGGGGAUUACAGUGACAUGGCAAAAACAAACAAAAAAAAAAAGAAGCCAUACUCGCUUCUCUUCAUGUACAAGUAUUCCUUACCAGCGUCACAGAGCUGUACAUAAACACUCCGUUCUCCCUGUCUCAGCAUACGUCUCGCCGUCGCUCUCGUGCCACGUUUGUCACUGAGUAGGACGCCUGUCUGGCUCUCUGGGGGUCGUCGUGUUGACCCGUCCAUUUAUGUCAGUACCGCUUCGGAAGUGUUGUCUGUGGAAUCCACUGAUGCAUGUACUGUAAAUAGUUGUAGCCUAAAACUAUGCUUUGUAGCCCCCCCCCCCCAAUGUUUUACAAAUGUAUUAAGUCUCGUAGGUCAUGAGUUUUUGAACAGGCUAUCUUUAGUUUUUGGAUAGAAUUGAGAAAUUAAAUUGUAAAUAUCCUUAAAGCUGACCAUCCCUCGGCUAGGUGAUGAGCUGACAUUUGCCUCCAUAAUGGCUGAACAUUUGUUUGUUAAAGGCAUGCAGUUAGAUGCUAAUGGCAUGUUUUUGGUUAGUGCUUUAUUAAAGGCAGCUGGUAAGCCUGAAAACACAGACAUCUUUGUUGAUGUUGUCUACUACAGGGGCCUAAUUAAAUGGAUCAAGCUCAUAUUUAUAAUAAAUGAAAAAUAAAUUUACAAAUAAAUAAACAAUAAAUGUGCUCAAAAACCCUUGACUGGAAUGUGUGUGCAUUUAGAUUGUAUUAUCUGUUAAGUUUUUUAGGAUGUGUGGGUGGACACAUUUAUCAGACUUAUCACCCAACUUUUUCUAUUCAUCUGUAUCUGAACUUGUUCAGAAAUUCUCUCUCAGACAUAUAAGCUGGCAGUGACUGUUGCCAACUUAAUUUUUUCCAUUAUUUUUUGACAAACCUGGAAGUCUCAAUAAAUGCAGCCUGUAUUGGGGCAUCUUUUUCACAAAAUAAGGAACCCCUAAAUCUCUGUGUCUUCUAUGCGUAAAGCCAUUUCAAUGCAGUGUGCAGUCUGCCGGUUUACAGGGGGGCAUACUGUUGAACGUUACAUUCAAAAUUAAAGUUAUAACCCUGGGUUAUUUUACUGUCCAAUUCUGACAAAAAGGGAAAGAUGUUGUUCUUUGCUGAAGUGCUUCCAUCCAUGGACAUUGUGACUUCUUAUCAAAAUAAAUUCAAUAUUAUGUUUUUUUUUUUUUUUUUUUCUGAAAGGGUUCCUGUGUGAAAAAUCAAAUGAAAUCUAAACUAAUAUAGGUUCCUUUUUAAUAUUACAACCAGCAGUAAGUAGAGCUUUAUCUGUUUGUUUUUUUUCCUCUUUUUUGUUAAGUAACAGACAAGUACAAUCUUCCCAGUGGAGUAAAACUAAAAGUCAGGAUUACCACAUUUAUCUACAGUGAUUUUUGUGGAAAUAAUUCUUUUAGAGUCACAUACUCCAUAAUAAGGUCUCCAAAGUGUAAUUUUUGAAUCACUAUUUUUAGUAUAAUUUUGACAUCAAUGAUAAUGUACUUCCGACUUGUUUUAAUAAUUUUUUAAUGCUUUCUGCUAUAACGGAGAUUGCAUCUGCCUUGUAUCUGGAACAGGACAAUUUGUUAACUUUGAGGGGUUGUUUUUAAUCUUCCUGGUUCUGUCUUUGUAUUUCUUUGUAAAGAAAUGCCUUGGCAUUUUGAGUGUGGCUAUAUUUUGUCUUGUAUAUACGGUUAUGUAUAAAUAAAGCCUUGUUGAGAAAGUC
Xiphias gladius (swordfish) is the source of this 3807-nucleotide messenger RNA. RefSeq names its product TEF transcription factor, PAR bZIP family member a (gene tefa). Gene Ontology annotation, biological process: regulation of transcription by RNA polymerase II. Gene Ontology annotation, molecular function: RNA polymerase II cis-regulatory region sequence-specific DNA binding; DNA-binding transcription factor activity, RNA polymerase II-specific. The coding region runs from base 513 to 1484 and encodes 323 amino acids. The transcript is spliced from 5 exons. Gene Ontology annotation, cellular component: nucleus. The record is from RefSeq and is a predicted model, not a curated record. Lineage: Eukaryota; Metazoa; Chordata; Actinopteri; Istiophoriformes; Xiphiidae.